Messenger RNA from Vanrija pseudolonga, 876 nucleotides. RefSeq lists its product as uncharacterized. The transcript is spliced from 2 exons. Lineage: Eukaryota; Fungi; Basidiomycota; Tremellomycetes; Trichosporonales; Trichosporonaceae. The record is from RefSeq and is a predicted model, not a curated record. The coding region runs from base 1 to 876 and encodes 291 amino acids.
AUGCCACCAGUGCGAACUCCCAAGGCCAAGGCCUCAAAGCCACCCGCACGACCGUCCAAGGCCAAGGCCAAGGACCCAAAGCCACCAGCACAACCUCCGAAGGCCAAGGCCUCCAAGCGCGCGACCGCGACCACGCCCCGCGGGCCAACGGGCACGCCGCCGCCGCUCGGUCUCCAGCCACCACGCACCCCGCCUCCACCAGCGCGGCUCGUGACCGUGCUCGACCGGCUGCCGUUCUCCGACAUCCUGCCCGUGCGGCUGGAGACGGGGCGCGAGUAUCCAAACGUCUACGCCCUCGUCCUGCCGCCACAAAUAACCGACCACCUCCUGUCGGGGCUGUACGACGACAAGCGGGCGUACGUCCGCCAGUCGAUCCUGGGCAAGCGCGUCUUGCUCGAGGCCGGCCUGCGGGCGCACUGGAACCCGGGCACGAUGGUGCUCGUCACCCGCGGCCCGGCGACAGGCGAGCUCCGCCUCAUGCUCCCCGUCAUCCAGUACGACGGCCUGCCAGAGCACGAGGUGCUCGCGAUCCUCGGCGGCGCGCUGGCGGUUGCAGAGCAUCGCGCACGCUGGUCCAAGUGGUCCUCGUGCCCGGCCAAGCGGCUCGACGUCAUCCGCACCAUCAUGGAGGUGUUCACUGUCCCGACGCUCGGCGACGCGCUCUUCCGCCGCGUGGUUGAUGUGUGGCUCGAGGCUGGCGGACGCGAAGAACCCCAGCUCACCGACGAGGAGACGCGCAUCGUGCGCGACGCGGGCGGCUGGACGGCCUUCUCGCGCUCGUACGGCCUCGACCCCACCGACCCCGAGGACAACGACGAGGCGUACGCCAUCGUGCAGGAGCUCGCUGCGCGCGGCGACGACGAGGACGACGACUAG